AUUCACAACAACAGCAACAACACGGACGCCAUCUUUCCUCUGACAGCCCAACCAGCAGCAGCAGCAGAGUCCAGAGCAGAGAAGAGGGCCAGGCUCCUCAAACAGCAGCGGACUGCGAGCAGCUCCAUCUCUCUGCUGGUGGUCACUGGGCGCAAACCCCUCCUCGCACCGCAGAGUCCUAUGGUCCAAUGUGUUUGAUCGGUGCACGAGCUAAAACGCACUUUUCUUGUGUCGGCCCCGGCUGAGCGAUCGACUUCUGCAACAAACAUCCGACGAGUGCGGCAGGCAGACAGGCAGGAUGAAGCGAGUUCUCCAGGGGGAUGAGCAGGAGGAGGGAGGCGGCCCCAGCGGUGGGUCUCAGGAGUCUCUUAAACGACCCUGCAAGCAGACGAGGGAGGAGGCUUCGGAGGAGGAGGCUUCGGAGGAGGAGACUUCCCGAUGCGAGUGUCUGCCUCAGGAGAUCUUGCUUCACAUCUUCAAGUACCUGCCCCUCCUGGACAGAGCCUACGCGUCUCAGGUGUGUCGAGGCUGGAACCAGGCUUUUCACAUGCCAGAGCUGUGGCGGUGCUUUGAGUUUGAGUUAAACCAGCCAGCCAGCUCGUACCUGAAGGCCACACACCCAGACCUCAUCAAACAGAUAAUCAAAAGGCACUCCAAGCACCUGCAGUAUGUCAGCUUCAAGGUGGACAGCAGCAGAGAGUCGGCGGAGGCAGCGUGCAACAUCCUCUCUCAGCUCGUGAACUGUUCUUUAAAAACACUGGGGCUCAUCUCCACAGCCAGGCCCAGUUUCAUGGAGCUGCCCAAAUCUCACUUCAUCUCAGCGCUAACGGUGGUUUUUGUCAACUCCAAAUCCCUGUCGUCCCUGAAGAUUGACGACACACCGGUGGAUGACCCCUCCCUCAAAGUGCUGGUGGCCAACAACAGUGACACACUCAGAUUGCUGAAAAUGAGCAGUUGCCCUCACGUUUCCCCUGCAGGCAUCCUGUGUGUGGCUGAUCAAUGCCACGGCUUGAGAGAGCUGGCUCUCAACUACCAUUUGUUGAGUGACGAACUCCUCAUCGCCCUGUCCUCGGAGAGACACGUUCACCUCGAGCACCUUCGCAUCGACGUGGUUAGUGAGAAUCCUGGCCAGCAGUUCCACACCAUCAAGAAGAGCAGCUGGGACGCCAUGGUGCGUCACUCUCCUAAAUUCAAUCUGGUCAUGUACUUCUUUCUCUAUGAGAACGAGUUCGGCCCUUUCUUCUGCGAAGAAAUCCCCGUCACACAUUUGUACUUCGGCCGCUCUGUCAGCAAAGACGUGCUGGGCAGAGUCGGGCUCAACUGCCCGCGUCUGGUCGAGCUGGUGGUGUGCGCCAACGGGCUGCGGCCGCUGGAUGAGGAGCUGAUCCGCAUCGCCCAGCGCUGCACGCAGCUGUCAGCCAUCGGCUUGGGAGAGUGUGAAGUGUCCUGCAGCGCCUUCGUGGAGUUUGUCAAGAUGUGCGGAGACAGACUGACGCAGCUAUCCAUCAUGGAGGAGGUUCUGGUCCCAGAUCACCGCUAUGCGUUGGAUGAUAUCCACUGGGAGGUGUCAAAGCAUCUGGGUCGUGUCUGGUCCCCAGACGUGAUGCCGACCUGGUAGAGCUCUCGAAGAAGUUUAGGUUUGAAUGAGGUUAUGAGUGAGUGUAUGUGUGCGUUUGUGAUGCGUGUCCUCGUCUUUCUACAACUUCUGACACCAUCCAUACUGCUUCUCCUGUACAACUACAUUAAGAAAUAUCACAUAUCUAUCUUAGGUUUGAUGAGAUCAAACAUAUGUUAAUUUUUUUCAACAGCACCAUUUUGUUCCAUUUAUAAAAUGUUUCUAUUUAUAUGUAUAUUUAUCUCUACAUUUAUUUGUCUUGUCACUCAUUUAGCAUCUUGUUUUCUUAGCCAUUUUUUAAAGGGCUCUGAAACCCUGCAGAUUUGGUUAUGUUUGGAGUCUCAGGAGAAUUUAGGGGCAACACUUUACAUGGAACUCCGGAAUGUUAUUAGGUUCUGUUUCUAAGUUAUUAUUCUAUACUGACAAAUGACGUGCAGGCAUAAAUCCCUUUCAUUGAUAUCUGAAACUUUACAUUAAUUAAAAAUGUCAUUGGCACAGAAUUGAAAAUGUUUUUUAUCUAUAUCGCAUUUUGGAGGCUUUGAAAACAUUCUGGCGGUGAAAGGCUGUGCAGUGCGUUAGAUGUGGACGAUCACCGGUAUAAGCUAAUAUUUUUGUUGAGAUUUAGUUAAAAUAGCUUUCAUAGAAGGUUUUUUAAUUUUUCUUGUUUAAUUUCUGACACUUUAAAACCCAAGUACUGAUACAUUGUGACUGUAAACGAAUGCGAAACAUUUCAUUGUAAAGGCACAGUUAUGUGUGAAGCUUGUUAUCGAGGUGGUUGAUCACGGUCAGGAAGAAAUGGCACAUAUACGUUCCAUGUUAAAUCCAUGUUUUUUUGUUUCCAUCACAGUUGAUUGUCUUGUCUUUGACUGGGUUUCUGAGUCACUGCAUCUUAUUAAGAGCAACAGAACUGUCUCCUUCUCCGUCCUCGGAUUUCAUGUCAACCGGACUUUAGACAAUUCCAUCUCCUUUUUUCUAAGGACACUGUUAAGGUGAUGCUCUUCGGUGACUUUGUUUGUGUGUGUGUGCGAGUGUGUGUAUAUACACGUUUAUAUAUAUAUGUAACGUGUGUGUUUAUGAGAGUGGUGUUACUUUUGUAGUAGUAAAAAUCAGUGUCAAAGUGCGAUGGGAGGGAGAAUUUUGAAUGGCCAACUUUAUAUAAAUAUAUAUAUUUGUAUAUUUACCAAAUAUUACUAAAGCACUUUUACUCUAAUGAACAGCACAAGAUGAGCUACAAUGUCAUUAGGCUGUUAAAUUCUGUAAGUAAAUCUGCCAACCUUUGGUAUUUAAUUAACUUUCGUCAGAGUCUAAACUAAAUUAUGAGAUGACGCACUAAAAUGGAAAACUAAUGUGAAAGGGAUAAACCAAACCGACUUGACAGCACAAUCAUUCACCCGGCUAACAGGCUGUAGACCAACUAAGAAAGAUAUUUUCUGCAAAGCUUGUGUAAUUUUACAGGAUUUGAUUCAUCAUUAUUCUGUUUGUAAACAGAACUAAGACAGUUGACAAAAAAUACUAAAACUCUUUCACUGUAUGUGAAUUUAGUUUAAAUGUAUUAUUAUACAAUGAUUGAUGAUUCAAAAGCCAGCACAGGGCUGCACGAUUACGACAAAUUAUGACCAGGGUUGGAGCAGAUGACUUUAAAAUGGAGACAGAAUUCAAAAUUCAUGACAUGUUUUUGGCAAGUGGUAACAUAAUUCAUUCAAUUUCAAUCUAAUCUGAGCAGUUUGGGCUAUUUUGACUUGCUCAUUCUAAUCUGGUAAUGUAAACCCGAUUACACGUACAUCUACCAACUGUGUAUAUGAUUAAUACUAAUGCAAUCAUUUUUUAGCAGGUCUCUCAAACAGUUUGCUGGCCUAAAAUAAGGGGACAGAUUUAACAUAAAUCAAUUGUGGUACUUCAAGUUUUGUCCUCAUUCCUAAAAACAUAAAGUGUCAUCAGGAAAUUCCAUUUCUUAUUUGGAUGUGGCAGCAAUUCUAAUGCCAUUGGUAAAAUGGGAAGAUAGUGGCUUAAAUUGGGUAAUUGUGCAGCCCUGAGGACAGGAUGGUGUGGCAGCUGAAUGUCGUAAAUUAAAGUUUUGCAGAAAUGUGUAAGAGUCUUAUAUUUAUAUCUCACUAUUGUUUUGUAGCGAUAGGCUGAAGAAUAGUCGCUGGAACGUGUCUUAAGGUGGACUUAUCAAGAAUGUUCCUUGUGGAUAUGUUCAUAUUUUUCACAGGGUUGAUAUGUUUAUUGUUUAAAAAUGUUUAUCAAAAAAAAAAAAAGCCAAUCACACAAUUUCUUCAGUUGACCUUUAUUCUAACCAUGAUCAUGUCUUCAUUUUAUGUUUUCUGUUCCUGAAGGUCAUCAAGGCCUGGCAAUGAACAUAGACCUUUAUUGACUUACAGGAUGUUUUAUUGUGUAUUCAUAAAAAAAACAUAACGUUUGCUGUUUAAUAUUAACUGCAUUUGCGUUCAGUGCUUAUAGAUGAUUAUUGUAAUAUUCAACUAUAGGCUGAGUAAGGGCUGCAGUUUUUCUUAAGUGCGCAGUGACAGUGGGUUGUUUUUAUUGUAGCUUAACAGGGCUGAAUUGUACUGAGAUUUAUUGGAAGGUAAACUCUUGUACUUUCCCAAAGAUAUGUAAUAGUUAAGUGAAGUUCAUAGCCAAAUAAAAAAUAGUUUGAA
This is a messenger RNA of Pleuronectes platessa (European plaice), 4272 nucleotides long. Its product is annotated as F-box/LRR-repeat protein 3. Bases 299 to 1618 code for a protein of 439 amino acids. Gene Ontology annotation, molecular function: protein binding. The record is from RefSeq and is a predicted model, not a curated record. Gene Ontology annotation, cellular component: SCF ubiquitin ligase complex; cytosol; nucleus. NCBI's taxonomy places the organism in Eukaryota, Metazoa, Chordata, Actinopteri, Pleuronectiformes, Pleuronectidae. The transcript has 6 exons. Gene Ontology annotation, biological process: entrainment of circadian clock by photoperiod; G2/M transition of mitotic cell cycle; SCF-dependent proteasomal ubiquitin-dependent protein catabolic process.